AUGGUAACCCUCUUCUCUGGUCGAACUUUGAUCAGGAAUAACAGCAACCAGGAUGAAGUGGAGACCGAGGCAGAGCUGAGCCGCCGGUUAGAGAAUCGUCUUGUGCUGCUGUUCUUUGGCACUGGAGCCUGUCCCCAGUGCCAGGCCUUUGCCCCAGUCCUCAAAGACUUUUUUGUGCGACUCACUGAUGAGUUCUACGUGCUGCGGGCGGCACAGCUGGCCCUGGUCUACGUGUCCCAGGACCCCACAGAGGAGCAACAGGACCUAUUCCUCAGGGACAUGCCUGAGAAGUGGCUCUUCCUGCCAUUCCAUGAUGACCUGAGGAGGGACCUCGGUCGCCAGUUCUCUGUGCGUCGCCUGCCGGCUGUCGUGGUGCUCAAACCAGGUGGAGACGUGCUGACGAGCGACGCGACAGACGAGAUCCAGCGCCUGGGACCCUCCUGCUUCGCCAACUGGCAGGAGGCGGCGGAGCUGCUGGACCGCAACUUCCUACAGCCCGAGGACCUGGACGAACCCGUGCGACGCAGCAUCACCGAGCCCCUGCGCCGCCGCAAGUACCGCGUGGACCGAGAUGCGGGCCGGGGCCGGAGCCGGAGAGGCCACGACUCCGGUGACCUCCAGGGGAAUGAGGGUGCAAGGGCAGAGCUCUGGUGA
Messenger RNA from Phodopus roborovskii (desert hamster), 654 nucleotides. RefSeq names its product nucleoredoxin like 1 (gene Nxnl1). Gene Ontology annotation, biological process: photoreceptor cell maintenance. Gene Ontology annotation, cellular component: mitochondrion. Bases 1 to 654 code for a protein of 217 amino acids. The record is from RefSeq and is a predicted model, not a curated record. The transcript has 2 exons. NCBI's taxonomy places the organism in Eukaryota, Metazoa, Chordata, Mammalia, Rodentia, Cricetidae.